Molecule: messenger RNA, 1984 nt
Organism: Metopolophium dirhodum (rose-grain aphid)
Lineage: Eukaryota; Metazoa; Arthropoda; Insecta; Hemiptera; Aphididae
Exons: 2
Coding region: 158-1078 (306 amino acids)
Source: RefSeq, a predicted model, not a curated record
CCAUUCACGACCAUUCAUUGCACUGCUCAUCGUCGGGGACCGCGGCCGGGCACAAACACACACUACACCGUUCCACGCAGAACGAACACCGCGCGCACACACGUGUGUACACAUAUUGCAUUGCUCACACUUCACCGCCGUUUGCCUGUCCGCCACGAUGGUCAAGUACGCAGCAGCAGCAGCGCUGGUGCUGGCGGUUACCGUCGCCGCGGCUGUCGCAGCCGAACAGACGGCAGCGCCGUCCGCUGAACAGCAGCCACCGCAGCAGAACGGCGACGUGUCCUGGACCGAAGUGAUCGCGUGCUACAGGAAGCCGCAAGCGGCCAUCGGGUGCCUGGAGUCGCGCAUGAGCCGCGCCAUGGUGUCGAUGCGCGACACGGCCGUCGGACUGGCCCACAGCGACCCGGACGCCGCGGCCGAGGACGUGGCCGGCGUCGGCGAUCUGGUCCAACAGAUCGGCGAGUUCAUCACGUACGGCAUGUCCAGUUACUUCCGCGGCGGCAGCAGCGACGAAGACGAAACCGCGGCACAGUCCGCCGGCGGGUCGCCCGUCAACGCGCCGAAAGACCUCGACGAAGGAAGGGGACAUCAUAAGAAAAAGAAGAUCCAAAAGGAAAUCAAGAAAUUCGUGUUGAAGGUUCUGUUCGGUAUCUAUCUGUUCAAGCAAAAGAUCAAGAUGAUCAUUAUGACGAUCCAAUCGAUACUGAUGAGCAAGUUCUUGAUUGUCGCAAUGGUCUACGCCAUUUCCAACACAUUCAAGAUCUGGUACGAUAUCAAGUGGAGCAAGCACGGUCACCACGACAAAGUCGUGUACUACGAGAAUGCCCACCACCAACACCAUUAUGAGCCCCCAGAGCACGGCGAGUUCGACGACCAUCACGACCAUCAUGGUUGGGGAAGCAGCGUCUGGGGCAGGAGUAUUGUGGCCACCGAAGCUUCUGUAAUGGAACCGCCCAGCGGCGGUGCACCCAGUUCUCAAGAUGGCAUCAGCCGCUAUGUCAGACGCGUGUCCAGGACCGCACAGCCCCAGGCUGGAGCACAGGCCAUGGCCUAUGGAGGUCAAAUCCCGAGUCAAUAAACAGCCGCACUUUCCAAUAUUUCUAUAUUUCAUACCCUAACCAAAACUAGAAAAUAUUAGGACUUUUUUUUUUUUAUAUAUUUCCCACUGUUAUAAUAUUAUCUGUAUACUAUAAAGAGCGACGGGCGCAGUACGGUGCACAGUUGAAAAUGCAUUCGUCGGAGGCUAAUUAUUCAGAGGGAUGUGCCGGUCGCGGGAAUCGGCCGUCUCAUAGACAAACUAUCUAUCGUCUGACGAUAUUAUUAUUAUAUAAAUCAAAAGACGUUAUGAGAAAACAUUCUUAUUCUAUGGAAAGUAAUUUUCCUGUAAUUCCUAAACUAGGCCAUAAUAUUAUCAUUAACUUGUAUGCACUCCUUAUUUAUUAUAAUAUAUACUUUUAUUUAAUUAGGAUCGUAAUCGUCCUUAACAAAAUAAAAUUAGAAUUAUAUAUAGUUUGACAACUCAUUAGUCUGGUCAGUUAGAUUAUAUUUAAUGAUUAAUUUGAAACUUAUAGUAUUAGUGUAAAAGACUUUUGUUUGUUUACUUAAUUUAAACUGAUAUAAUAUUAUUGCACUUAAAUAUUAAUGUUAAAAAAGUUAGUUUGUCGUUUGUAUGAAAAUCAUACAUGCCACAUACCUAUACGCACAUUUUUUACAAACGUGACAUUUACGUGAUAAAACCUGGCCUACGAAAUUGCUCAAUAUUUUUGGAUUCAAUAACAAUAGUUAAAUGUCAAUCGAUGUAUUAAUUUGAUUUAUAUAUCAUGAGGAUGAUACUAAAAUGAAAAUUAUUAUCCAGAAUAGAUAUUACGCAUUCAUAUUAUAUACUUAUUGUAUAAUUAUUUAUUUAUUUAUUUAUUUAUUUAUUUAUUUAUAUUAAUUUAUUAUAUUUUUUUUUUACAUUGUAAAAUAAAAGUUUUCAUCCGAA